AUGGCUCUCGACAGGGUCCCUCGGAGGGUGGGGGUGGUGGGCUACGGCCGUCUCGGACAGUCCCUGGUCUCCCACCUGCUGACUCAGGGACCGGAACUGGGCCUAGAACUUGUUUUUGUCUGGAAUCGAGACCCAGGACGAAUGGCAGAGAAAGUGCCCCACUCCCUGCAGCUGCAGAACCUCGCUGACCUUGGGGAAAGGCACCCUGACCUUGUGGUAGAAGUGGCCCAUCCCAAAAUAAUCCAGGAAUCUGGGGCACAGAUCCUGCGCCAUGCCAAUCUCCUGGUGGGGUCUCCCUCAGCUCUGGCUGACCAGGCCACAGAGCAGCAGCUCCUGGAAGCCUCAAACCGCUGGAACCACGCUGUAUUCGUGGCCCGGGGAGCCUUGUGGGGCACUGAGGACAUCAGCAGAUUGGACUCAGCUGGGGGCCUCCAGAGCCUCCGUGUCACUAUGGCCACACAUCCUGAUGGCUUCCGGCUUGAGGGACCCCUGGCUGCAGUGCACAGCACUGGGCCUCGCACCGUGCUCUAUGAAGGCCCUGUCCGUGGGCUCUGCCCCUUUGCUCCCCGCAACUCCAACACCAUGGCAGCUGCUGCCCUGGCGGCUCCCAGCCUGGGCUUCGACCGCGUGAUCGGGGUGCUUGUGGCGGAUCUCAGCCUCACGGACAUGCACGUGGUCGAUGUGGAACUGAGCGGGCCCCCAGGCCCCACAGGACGGAGCUUUGCUGUGCACACCCACAGAGAGAACCCCGCCGAGCCAGGCGCUGUCACCGGCUCUGCCACUGUGACCGCCUUCUGGCGCAGCCUCCUGGGGUGCUGCCAGCUCCCUUCCAGGCCUGGAAUCCAUCUCUGCUGA
This is a messenger RNA of Molossus molossus (Pallas's mastiff bat), 855 nucleotides long. It is a transcript of the gene ASPDH, whose product is annotated as aspartate dehydrogenase domain containing. Gene Ontology annotation, biological process: NAD+ biosynthetic process. The record is from RefSeq and is a predicted model, not a curated record. The transcript is spliced from 7 exons. Bases 1 to 855 code for a protein of 284 amino acids. NCBI's taxonomy places the organism in Eukaryota, Metazoa, Chordata, Mammalia, Chiroptera, Molossidae. Gene Ontology annotation, molecular function: L-aspartate dehydrogenase [NAD(P)+] activity; NADP binding.